Messenger RNA from Lolium perenne, 660 nucleotides. Its product is annotated as F-box/FBD/LRR-repeat protein At5g22700-like. The record is from RefSeq and is a predicted model, not a curated record. NCBI's taxonomy places the organism in Eukaryota, Viridiplantae, Streptophyta, Magnoliopsida, Poales, Poaceae. Gene Ontology annotation, molecular function: protein binding.
AUGGAGGACGCGUCGUGCGGCUCUAGAAGGUCGCCGCGAGAUGCGGAUUCAGCGGGCAUCUACUGCCUCAGCCCUCAGGCGGAGAUUGGGCCGGCGCAGCACACACCAGUCGGCAGACUGCCGCCGUCGGCCGGCAUCAGUCGCGGCGAUCGCUUGGGCGCGCUGCAGGACGAUCUUGUCCUGCACGUGCUACCCUUCCUGCCCUCCCGCGAAGUGGUGCGCUCAGCCGUGAUCUCCCGUCGCUGGCGCCACCUCUGGAGGUCCACCCCGGUCGUCCGCGUCGCCGGCAGCGACGACCGCUUUCGCCUCUUCGUCAACAGCCUCUUGCUCCACCGCGACACCACCUUGCCGCUGCGUUCGUUCGAGAUCGAUGCCGACCUCACGACAGCCCGCGGGAAGGCCGUCGACCCUCACGUCGAACAGUGGAUCACGCACGCCGUGUCGUCGUGCCGUGCCCGCUCGCUCACCGCCCGCUUCCUAGACGAGGACACUAUGUGGUCGCCUCGGCACCGGCGACCGUUCGCCUCCCCGCACCUGACGACGAUGCACCUCCACUGCGUCAAGCUCGCAGAGGGCCUCCUCGACUUCUCCUGCUGCCCGGCGCUGCUGCACCUCCGCCUCACGGACUGCCGGUCUAUGUUGCAGGGAUACGUCCCAUAA